Molecule: messenger RNA, 1380 nt
Organism: Rotaria sp. Silwood1
Lineage: Eukaryota; Metazoa; Rotifera; Eurotatoria; Philodinida; Philodinidae
Source: the annotation of a GenBank genome assembly
AUGAUCAAUGCACUUAAACAAGAUUGCAAACGAUUAUCUGAAUUACCUUUAGUAGAACUGCAUGUGGAACAAAAUGAUCAAACCGUAUGGGAUCGUCUCAUCUACGUCGAGGAAAAGAUUGCUACUAGUGGAAAUAAACAUGACGAACAACUAGCAGUAGUAGACUCUCGAACACCAAGAGCAGAUUUUCCACAACUUAUUCAAGGAUAUCUUUCUCCAGAAGAUAAGAACAAGGAUCUAGAUAAACUUGAACCCGAAUCAAAGCGCCGUUCAAUAGGUCUUUAUCUUGUGUUAUUAAUGGACAAUAUUCCACGUAUUGAAAUGGAUGUAUGGGUUGAUUUCGGAUUCUGUACAUGCAAAAAUCAAGCGAUGGAAGCUGAGUUGGGACGAGUAUAUCGUGCACUUAUUGAUCAAUGCACUCUCUAUGAAUUCUACAAGAAUUAUGAGGGGAAAUCUUUGGAAGUUCUUAUUCGAUCAAAAAAUAUCGCUAAUGCUGAUUAUCUGAAAUCAAGUGGUGUUGUUUUUGGAAAUCCUUCUAAGAGCGUGUACUACUUGAAGCAUUUAUUGGGUAUUGGUUGUGCAUUUAUAUUCAUUAUUAUACUAAUUAUUUAUCGUCAAUGUCGUACAAUAACUACUUUACUUAUACUUAAUUCUAUCAUAGCUGGUUUUAUUGUCAAUGUAAUGUAUGUUUAUCAAGUGAUAUCUCAAUUAACUAGUGAUGGAAAUGAUAAACUAUGUAUAUUACGUGGUUUUCUUUUACAAAGUGGAUGUGGUCUUCUCUAUCAUACAUUAUGUGUUCAAGCACUUUAUCGUUUUUUUGCUACUAUACCUAAACGACAACAAUAUCUUCAAUCGAAAUAUACAAUUACAUUUAUUGUAUUAGUACAAUGGUUUAUUUCAAUAACUUUUAAUCUUCCGAUUCUUAUUGAUGGUCGAAUAAAGUUUCAAGUAAACUAUCGUGUUUGUCAGGUAUUAAUGCAGGAUCUCUAUGGUUUUCUUUAUCUUUCAAUAUGGAUUUAUUUUUUUCCAUUAAUAAUUAUUAUAGGAAUUUAUACUCGACUUUUAAUAUAUAUUAAACAAAAUCCAUAUCGUUUGAUUAUUCAUCAAAAUAUAUUUAAACGACAACGACAAAAAUAUGAAUUUCAUAUUUUUCGUCAUAUUAUUAUUCUUAUCAUAAUUCUUAUUAUUAUGCAAUUUCCUAAUCUUCUUGUUUUUUUUAUUAUUCAAUUAACUGAUAUAAUAAUAUCUAAUUAUAUACAACGAAUAUGUUUCAUGUCGAUUUCAUUUGGUCAAAAUAUAACAAUGUUCAUAUGCUUGAUUGAUAAUCAUCAAAUUCGAAAAUGUUUUAAAAAAGUAAUUAGAAAAGUAAAACAAUGCUAG